AAUUAGAUGAAAGAUGGUGUUUCGGAGCGAGGAGAUGUGCCUGGCCCAGUUGUUCCUGCAGUCCGGUUCGGAGUACGACUGCAUCAGUCAGCUCGGUGAACUGGGCCUCGUCGAGUUCCGAGAUCUCAAUCCAAGCGUCAGCUCCUUCCAGCGGCGCUUCGUCAGCGAGAUCAAGAGAUGCGAGGAGAUGGAGAGGAUUCUGGGUUAUCUUCUGAGGGAGAUCCAAAAGGCUAAGAUUGCCGUUCCUGAGGACGAUGAGAGCCCACUUGCGCCUCCACCGAGACAAGUGCUGGAGAUCAUGGAGCAGCUUCAGAGGCUGGAGAUGGAGCUCAGCGAGGUGGCGAGGAACAAAGAGAAGCUGCGCAGGAACCUGCUGGAGCUUAUCGAGUACACGCACAUGCUGAAGAUCACGCGCACCUUCAUACAUAGGCGCUCCAGACAUGAGGCUCUUGGUCCCCAGUAUGAAGAAUUCCCCACCAUGGACACCGACGCCGUGUCAGGUUACACGGGCAUGCAAAGACUCGGAGCCAAACUUGGAUUCAUUUCCGGCCUCAUCCAGCGGGUGAAAGUGGAGGCCUUUGAGCGCAUGCUGUGGAGGGUGUGCAAGGGCUACACCAUCCUCAGCUAUGCAGAAGUGGGCGAGAACCUCGCUGAUCUCGACACGGGUGAGAUAAGCAAGAAUGUUGUGUUCCUCAUCUCCUUCUGGGGAGACCAGAUUGGACAGAAGGUGAAAAAAAUCUGUGAUUGUUACCACUGCCAUCUUUAUCCUCACCCCGAAAACGACGAGGAGAGGGCAGACAUGUUGGACAGCUUACGAACGCGCAUCCAAGACCUCAACAACGUAUUACAUCGCACAGAGGAGUACCUGAGGCAGGUGCUGCAGAGAGCCGCGGAGUCGGCGUACUCAUGGGUUGUGCAGGUGAAAAAGAUGAAGGCCAUCUACCACAUUCUCAACCUCUGCAGUUUCGACGUCACCAACAAGUGUUUGAUCGCUGAAGUGUGGUGCCCUGUCAGUGACCUGGCCAACCUGCGGGGGGCGCUAGAGGAAGGCUCGCGAAAAGGCGAUGCAACCGUUCCAUCAUUUGUGAACCGCAUCCCAAGCGCCGACACCCCUCCCACCUUAGUGCGAACCAACAAGUUCACAUGUGGAUUUCAGAGCAUCGUGGAGGCCUACGGCGUAGGGGACUAUCGCGAGGUGAACCCAGCACCCUACACCAUCAUCACGUUUCCCUUCCUGUUCGCCGUCAUGUUCGGCGACCUGGGCCAUGGCGCAGUGAUGAGCCUCUUUGCGCUCUGGAUGGUGCUGACGGAAAAAAAACAGAAGAGGAAACGCUCCAGUAAUGAGAUAUGGGCGACCUUCUUCAAUGGGCGCUACAUCAUCCUCAUGAUGGGGCUGUUCUCCAUCUACACGGGCCUCAUUUACAACGACUGCUUCUCCAAAUCGAUCAACAUAUUCGGCUCGGGCUGGAGCGUAAAGGCCAUGUUCACCAGGCAAAAGUGGACGAACGAAACACUUCAAACGAACAAUUUGCUCACAUUAGACCCCAACGUUAGCGGAGUUUUCACGGGCCCUUACCCGUUUGGCAUCGAUCCUAUAUGGAGCAUGGCGGUUAACCGGCUGUCCUUCCUCAACUCGUAUAAAAUGAAGAUGUCCGUGGUCAUUGGGGUCAUCCACAUGACCUUUGGUGUGGUUCUGAGUGUUUUCAAUCACUUGCACUUCCAGCAGAAGUAUGAUGUCUAUCUGUUGUUUCUCCCUGAGCUUCUCUUCCUGUUCUGUCUCUUCGGGUACCUGAUCUUUAUGAUCGUUUACAAGUGGUUGGCUUUCUCGGCGCGGGACUCCAACCAGGCUCCCAGCAUCCUCAUACACUUCAUUAGCAUGUUCGUCAUGCAGGGCAAGGACAUCGUUCCUCUGUAUCCGGGACAGACGGGGCUGCAAUUUUUUCUCCUUGCAAUCGCCAUGCUGUCUGCUCCUGUGCUGCUUCUCGGAAAACCCCUCUUCCUAUACUGGAUGCACCGCGGAGGCAAAGGUCUACGCAGGCGCAGAGGCUAUGAGAGGGUGAGGCACGCUAGUGAGGAUGACAGUUCAGCAGCGCCAACUUAUGAGGACGAUGAAGAGGAGGGACUUGAUGAGAUGACCCACAGGGACCUUUGUCCUCGAGAGUUUGACUUUGCAGAUGUGCUGCUGCACCAGGCCAUCCACACCAUCGAGUACUGCCUGGGCUGCAUCUCCAACACUGCGUCGUAUCUGCGACUCUGGGCUCUCAGCUUGGCACACGCGCAGCUGUCGGAGGUGUUGUGGGAUAUGGUGAUGCGCCUGGGCCUGAGGAUCACAACCAGAGUGGGGGUGGUGCUUUUAGUGCCUGUGUUUGGCGUCUUCGCGCUGCUUACUGUGUCCAUCCUGCUGGUCAUGGAAGGUUUGUCGGCCUUCCUCCACGCUCUCCGCCUCCACUGGGUAGAGUUUCAGAACAAAUUCUACCACGGGACAGGUGUCAAGUUUGUACCUUUCGACUUCUCGCUCCUGCCCUCGGUUUUCGAGCAAGACGGCCUCCUCUGAAGUGUUGAAUACACAAGUGGAAGUCGGCCUUUUUAACUGGCAAGGUAUGCUGCAUACACUGGGAAAAUUCUCACUGUGAAAAUGACAAGGGACCCUCAAGACAAUUAGAAUUCACUCUGGUAGCAAUCUUUUUUUUUUUUCACCAACCGUCUUGAUUUGAAAGCAAAAACAAAAAAAUCCUACCUGCUGUGCUGACUGCCUUACUUCUCCACCCAGCAAACAUCACAGGUUCUACAUUUGUCAAAGAUUUCAAAAUACAACUGAGAUAUCAUGCAACUCUCCAAGGCACACGGGUGAUUUUAAAAGUUGCAUUGUGCUGUGUGUGAUUACUGCAUUUGAUUUAAAACUAACUAUUAUACAGCACAAUGUACAGUUUGUAACCAUUUCUAGCAUCCCGACUUAGUGCCAUAAAGAUUUACUAAUGAUCUGGGCUUUUUUUUGGCCCCAAAUUUCAUCAAACAAUUGGAAAUUUCUCAAGCAAAGAAGCACUUUUCAGAAAUGAUUGUAUAAACACUUUCCCUGUUUAUGAUUGUGACGAUGCCAAAUUCAAACUGUGUUCGCUGUUUGCUUAUUGUUCAUUUGUUUAUUUAAAUGUAACCUCUGUAAUAUGAAGAAAAAAAGGCAACCACUGCUUAUUGUAUUUCUAGAUAUGGUUAAUCAUGCUUUUUAUUUAAGCAACUCUCUGUAUAAGAGUCCUGAUAUUUUGCCAUUUUGAUGUGUUAAAUAAAGCUUUCAAA
This is a messenger RNA of Phycodurus eques (leafy seadragon), 3291 nucleotides long. It is a transcript of the gene atp6v0a2a, whose product is annotated as ATPase H+ transporting V0 subunit a2a. Bases 14 to 2554 code for a protein of 846 amino acids. Gene Ontology annotation, cellular component: plasma membrane; vacuolar proton-transporting V-type ATPase complex; vacuolar proton-transporting V-type ATPase, V0 domain. The record is from RefSeq and is a predicted model, not a curated record. NCBI's taxonomy places the organism in Eukaryota, Metazoa, Chordata, Actinopteri, Syngnathiformes, Syngnathidae. The transcript is spliced from 20 exons. Gene Ontology annotation, biological process: proton transmembrane transport; vacuolar acidification. Gene Ontology annotation, molecular function: ATPase binding; proton-transporting ATPase activity, rotational mechanism.